UUUUGCAUUGCACCGCGUGUGUUUGAUACGCAACGCAAUCGCAUUUAAAUUUUAUAUUUUAUUGUGAAAAGAAGUAAAUUUGCACAACAAAAUGAGUUUGUACAACUUCAAAAAGAUUAUGGUGGUUCCGCCAGCAAAGGACUUCAUCGAUAUUAUGCUCUCAAAGACACAGCGAAAGACACCGACUGUUGUGCACAAGGGUUAUAAGAUAUCGCGUAUUCGUGCCUUCUACACACGCAAAGUCAAGUACACGCAACAGAAUUUCCACGAUCGUCUGUCACAGAUUAUACAGGAUUUUCCGAAACUAGAUGACGUACAUCCAUUCUAUGCCGAUUUAAUGAAUGUGUUGUACGAUAAGGACCAUUACAAAUUGGCUUUGGGUCAGCUGAACACAGCUAGGCACUUAAUUGACAACGUUGCCAAAGAUUAUGUGCGUUUGUUGAAAUAUGGUGAUUCGCUUUAUCGUUGCAAGCAGCUUAAAAAAGCAGCGCUGGGUCGUAUGGCCACAAUUUUAAAGAAGCAAGCUUCGAAUCUUACAUAUUUGGAGCAAGUGCGUCAACAUUUAUCACGUUUGCCUACCAUUGAUCCCUAUUCACGUACAAUUAUCAUUUGUGGUUUCCCCAAUGUGGGCAAGUCAUCAUUUAUCAAUAAAAUUACACGCGCCGAUGUGGAAGUGCAGCCAUAUGCUUUCACCACCAAGUCCCUAUAUGUAGGACACACAGAUUACAAGUAUUUGCGCUGGCAGGUCAUCGACACACCCGGUAUUUUAGAUCAUCCACUCGAGGAACGUAACGUCAUCGAAAUGCAAGCCAUUACCGCCUUGGCACAUUUGCGUUCUUGUGUGCUCUACUUCAUGGAUAUCUCUGAACAAUGCGGUCAUUCAAUAGAAGAACAAGUACAAUUGUUCGAGAGCAUCAAACCGCUAUUCACAAACAAGCCAUUGAUUUUGGCCAUUAAUAAAAUCGAUAUAAUUGGUCUUGAAGAUCUAUCAGAGGACAAACGUGAAAUCAUCACCAAAUUACAAGAAGAUAAAAAUGUGCCCGUUAUGUUCACAUCCACAGUCAGUGAAGAGGGUGUUAUGGAAGUGAAAAGUGAAGCCUGUGAGCGUCUGCUUUCAUACCGUGUCGAGCAAAAGAUGCGCACAAAGAAGGUAGAUAAUAUACUAAAUCGUCUGCAUGUAGCAGAACCCAAACCGCGCGAUGAUAAGGUACGUGCUCCAUGCAUACCCGAGCAAGCUUUGGCACGUCUCGAAAUGAAAGCAGAGAAAGCGGAACGUAAACGCAAACUCGAGCGUGAUAUCGAGGAAGAAAUGGGCGAUGAUUACACUUUGGAUCUGCAAAAGAACUACACCGAAAUACCCGAAGAGGAGCGCUACGAUGUUAUACCCGAAUUUUGGGAUGGCCACAACAUUGCCGACUACAUCGAUCCCGAUAUCUUCUCCAAAUUGGAAGAACUCGAACACGAAGAGGGUAUACGCGAAGAAGGCGGUGUAUACGCUCUACCUGAUAUGACCAUGGAUGAAACGCUCAAGGAGAUACGCGAAAUGGCAAAACAAAUACGCGGAAAGCGCUUUGAGCUGCGCGAUGACCGUCGUCUGGCAUCGAAAAAGAACAAGCCAGCAAUUCCACGUCACAAGCAACCCAAGGUACGUGAUCGUUCGGUCGCUAAGCUGCGUGAAACCAUGGAGAAUCUGGGCGUCGACAUGUCCGGCACCGAAAAUGCCAACUUCACAAAAUCCGUUGUCGAUCUGCGACGCGGUGUGGUAGCUGUUGGCACCAAAGAGUUGAAGAAACCACUGCUGGACAAGGAAUCGUCCGCAAUAGUGAAGCGCACAGGACAGCCAUUGAAACGUGCGCCAGCGCGUGAUACAAUGGGCGUCAAGAACGUGGCGAUGAAGAAGAAGGCACAACUGAUGGCGAAACGUGACAUUGCUAAGAAGGUGACACGACUGGGAUUGAAGGGCGAAGCUGAUCGCUUUAUCGGCACCAAAAUGCCCAAGCAUUUGUACUCAGGCAAACGAGGUACGGGCAAAACGGACAGACGUUAAGCGUGCAGCAAUUUGGCGGCGGGGCUGCUGUUGGGAGGGCAAAAUGUUGAAACCUUUAGCUUUUAUUUUUAUUGUUUUUGGAAUUGUAACAAACUCGAUAAUGUACUUUUACAUUGCGCUAUGAAACAAUUUGUGUAUUUAACUAAUAAAUAUGUGAAUUUUGGAUUGCAUUUCAUUACAACAACAAAC
Bactrocera latifrons is the source of this 2236-nucleotide messenger RNA. It is a transcript of the gene Non1, whose product is annotated as nucleolar GTP-binding protein 1. The transcript has 4 exons. Gene Ontology annotation, cellular component: nucleolus. Gene Ontology annotation, molecular function: GTP binding; RNA binding; GTPase activity. Bases 92 to 2047 code for a protein of 651 amino acids. The record is from RefSeq and is a predicted model, not a curated record. Gene Ontology annotation, biological process: ribosomal large subunit biogenesis. NCBI's taxonomy places the organism in Eukaryota, Metazoa, Arthropoda, Insecta, Diptera, Tephritidae.